GGCCUUGCAUAACACACGUUGGAGCAGCCUUGCACGCAGGACUUGGUGUGAGCUUCAUCAGUGGGGAACUUCCUUUACCGUCAUCAGCCCCGGUGCAGAGGAGUCCUAACCCAGGCAGGUAGAACACAGGCUGCUGCUGGAGGAGGAGGAGAACAAGAAGAAGAAGAGGAAGAAGCAGAAGUAAAAGAACAGCACAAAGGAGAGAUUCAGGAAGAGGAGUCCUAGGAAACACGUCUCUAACACACACACACACACACACACACACAUACACACUGGGAGGCAGGAAGAAUCCUUGGACAUGCUCUGCAAGCAGUGGCUGUGGAGAGACUGAUUCCUGCUGACAUUGUGGAAGAGGCACAUGAGUGAGACAUGAUUCCUCAUGAAAUCUAUGGAGCUCAUUUUGUGAGCUGGAGUGACUCCACCCUCUCUACUCUGCGACCUGGAGUUAUCAACCAGUGAAACCAUCAAGAGGCAGAGCCUUACAGCACUAACAGAGGCCGGUGGAUGCACAUAACCACUGCGUGAAGAAGAGAGAAAAAAGACAGUUUCAGAAGAAUUCAUAACACCAGGGAAUAUUAAAACCACUUUGGCAGAAUGAAAUCCAACCAGGAGAGGAGUAAUGGAUGCCUGCCUCCUAAGAAGCGUGAGAUCUUGGCUCUGGAGCAGAGGCCAGUGGUAGUUGCCACAGCAGCACCUCCAGCUGCUGUAGCUGCUGAUAACGCCCACACAGAAAAUCUAGCAUGGCUGGCGAGUGUGGCCAGUGAACGCUGCAAAUCCAGAGACUCAGAGAGCCCAAGAUGUCCUGUCUCCUCUGCAUCUUCAUCAUCUCCCUCUUCUUCGAUCCCUUCCUCGGCCACUCCUCUGUCUGCGGUACCUCUGGCUUCUCUGCCUACAGUUUACCCCACAGCUCUACCACAACAGGCUGGGACUAUUCAGUUUGCUCAGCUGGGGCCUAAUGUUCAGUUCAUCAGCUCUGGGCCCUAUGCUGGCUAUAUAUCCUCUCACAUCAUCUCCACCAAUACUAGCUCUGCCCCUAACAGCUCUGCCAUAGCAGGCCAGCGUCCUCAGCUAGAUGGUUAUACCACUGCCCUCAUCUCCCCAAACACUAAAGGUGAGCCACAGUUUCAAAUGGGAGUCUCGCCCACUGAACUGACUCCUGUGUCACUGUCAAAUUCUCCCCAAGUCACCAGCCAGUACAUCCAUCUGGACAGCAGAGCUCCUCUGACUGUCAGCGGAAGUGCUGUGACUUCACCCACAGCCCACCUCCAGCUCCACCCUCAUACCGCCGUCCUACCACAAACUCUUACCCUCGCUCCCUCCCAGCUGGUUGUCCAAUAUACAGAUGGUUCGGCUGGAAAGAAACCAGAGGGGCACGCUAAAGGGCUGCUCAACGGGGAACUGGAGGUGGUAAAACAGACUAAAGCUUCUGCUCAACCGGUGAACCAUCAGCAGGUCCAGAGUUAUGAGGCCAGGCAUAUCCUCCUGCCUGCAGACUAUGGCCAGAACCCCUCUGGGCUCCAGACUUCAUUGGUUCUGGUGGCUCAGCCCAACCAUGGAGCUGAUCAUGAACCUGGCCCAAAUAAGAUCUCCCUAGUCCAAACUGAAAAGGGUGGCAUCUGUUUGGGGAAACCAGUGUCCAGAUCUUCUUCUUUUACCCCCCUCCCUUCCUCAGAGGUAGUGAAAUCUGUUGCCCCUCAUACAGUCAUCCAAACCACUCUAGCCCCUGAGGAGCUGCCUGCCAACCUCUAUUCCUCCACGCAGCCACCCAUCAUUGGCUACAUCACCAGCGCGAAUCAGCAUGCUGUCAGCUACCACGCGGCGCUGCCCCAGCAUCUGGUCAUCCCAAGUGGCCAGUCCCUCCUAAUCCCAGUCAGCGGCACCAAUAAUGGUACAGAAAUGGAGGUUAGUCGUACUGUAAGUGCCCUGACUGCUACCACUACCCCUCAGAUAUCCACCGCUAUGCCACAUGCCUAUCUGGCCACAGCCCUUUCAAAGUGUGAAGCGCUUGCACCAGAUGGGCAUCAGCCACCCCCUGCUGUCGCGCAGGCUCCAGCACCACCAGUCCUGCCCUCAAACCCGGCUCCUGCGGUAGUGGCGGCUCCCUCCCCAGCACCAGGUCCUGUUCCCGCUCCUGCCCCUGUUUCAAUCCAAGCGUCACCCUCCAUUUCCUCUUCCUCUUCUCCUGUGGCGCUUCCUCCAUUCUUUAUGCGAGGCUCCAUCAUCCAGCUGGCUGAUGGAGAGCUGAAGCGCGUCGAGGACCUCAAGACAGAGGACUUCAUCCAGAGUGCUGAGAUUAGCAGUGAGUUGAAGAUUGACUCCAGCACUGUUGAGCGUAUUGACAGUGGGCAAACACCUAAUGCUGUGGUUAUACAGUUUUCUGUGGGAGAGUUAAAAGCCCAGGUGUGUGUGGAGGUGCUGGUGGAGUACCCCUUCUUUGUAUUUGGACAGGGGUGGUCGUCUUGCUGCCCUGACCGGACAACCCAGCUGUUUGAGCUCUCAUGUGCUAAGCUGUGUGUUGGUGAUGUGUGUGUGUCACUCACCCUCCGUGGACUAAGGAACGGUUCAGUAAUUGACAGCCAGGCUUUGGGUACAAAGCUGAAGACCACUGAGCUCUCUGACUCCUGUCAUAACGCUGCAGGCAGUGGUUCUGGCCUCCUCGUAAAGGCUGCCAAUCCAGACAGGCUAGAGAAGGAGCACGUAACUGGACCAGGACCAGGGCUUGAGGUGUCGCCAGGACUGGGACUUGUUUCUGGACCAGGGGAGGGGAUCUACAGAGCAGGACCACUGUUGGCUGUCUUGGGGAACAGAGAAGUAAGACAGGAAGUAGUGAAAACAGACAAAAUGCAGUGUGGUGAUCAGGACAGACCAGUAGUCCGCAAGAGACGUUGGUCGGCUCCAGAACGAGAUCAGACUGAGAGAUCUGAGGAGGAACCUCCGCUGACUCUACCCAAACCCUCCUUCAUCCCUCAGGAGGUUAAAAUCAGCAUAGAGGGCCACUCCAGUACAGGGAGUGAAAGGUGCUUGAACAAAUGAGUAGACUGUUGAAAGAACAUUAAUCACCUGUGGUUUGCUUUGUGUUUAUCCCUUCUCUUUUCUCUCUAUCCAGACUACUGUAAUAUAUAAGUUUACACACUAUUUACAUGGUUUCCUUUCUUUCACAAAAGUCUGGUGAAGUAUAGAAGAACACCUCAACUAAGAGGUAUCACACUCGAGAUCAGUGCAAUCAAUGCUUAAAGCUAAAAUGAAUGCAGCCUGAAUGUUGUGUAUGAAUGGCACUCGGACUCCAGAGAGAUAUUGGACUUGCAUAUCACCUAUCAUAAGCUGGAUCUCCUUUGUUGUGUGGCUUAAACCUGUUGGAUGCAGACCAGUCAACCAUUCCUUGUUAUCACUACAAGCACAGACCUGAUGUCAGCAGGUAGAAAGUGGGUAACAAAACGUUGUCUUUCACGCUGUUUGUUUCACUGUUUGUUUGGAUUGUAGUGGGAUUAUAAGCAGUAGUGUGAAGCUGGAGACCGCUUUGGGUAUUUUUGUGACAAUGCUCAAUCAUAAUGGCUGUGACCUCUGCUGCCUUGUGUAUCUGAUGCUGUUGUGAGUUUGGUUUUGUUUCUCUUUCUUUUAUUUUCUUACCAUUACAGAUGCGUGGGUCACCGCAUCUCUUUGUGUGAAGCCUGUAUGUUGGUCUGUGUGUGUGUGUGUGUUUUCUUUUUCUAUGUAGCUGUAUGCAGUCAGAGCAGAGGUGUGUGUGUGUGGCUUAAAACUACGAGCUUAGCUGAGCUCAGUACAGCCAGCAAAUACCAAGAUUGAAAGGUCUGAAUGUAAACCACUGAACACUCGUCCUCAGUACUGGUUCAUAAAGUUAUGCAUGUGCUAUUUGCUACACCAAUGAUAAGUAUAUGCUUCUGCAAUUCCUCAGUCAAAUUUACAUUACUAAUUAAUAGCCACGUAUUUUCUUUUUAAGGACAGCAUGUGUCUCCAGUUUACAUCUGUCUUCAGCCCUGGCUGCUCUUUGCAGCAUUUCAGAUCUUUACAUAUAAGGAGAAAUCAACGUUUUUAUAUAUAAUACCUCUCAAUUAGUUUUAACUGUGUAUGGACUCAUUAUACUGCAAUAUAUGCUGUCUGUAGUGGACUAAAUAAGAUAAAAUAAUUUACUUAUUGACAUAAAAUGAUUACCUUCUUAUUCUAUUGCUUUAUUUACAGAAACUAUGGCCUUAGAUCUAUGUAACCAGUACACAGCAGCACAUUGUUUUAAGGUGUUAUCAUUAAAACUCCUUUUCCUGAAUGAUGGUAUGCUUUUCUUAAGUCCAUACCUCUUAUGAAAUAUUACUUCUGCGCAGUGUUUCUUGUUUUCAUUGAUAUAGUGUACGUGUCAUUUCUUUGUUAGAGUAGAGCCAAAAUAAAUCUUCUACAGUUCAUACUCAGGAACAGUGUGCAUCUGUAUGUGUGCGUAAACAGACAGUGAGUAUGAAGUGUGUGUGUUUUUAGGGCUUGAGACAGUACGUGCGUGUUCGCAGUCACGUGUUCGUGUGUGUUCUGAGCAGCAGCACUUUGAUGAAGCGUCCAGUGGGAGUGAGGUGGCAGUGUUGUCUUGUUCCUCAGCUGUUAAGACUGUUUCACGUCACAUCAUGUCCUGCAGGUUUUAUCUUUGAUUGAAAACAUUAUAUACCGGGGCAGGGAAUGUAAACACACAUUGGGCAAACUAUUUCAACUUUAUUUUUGAUGACUGAUAGAGCUACUAUUCAGAGAAAGACAGAGAGAGUUGUAGAGUUAACUAGCCAGCUAGUGUUGAACAUGUAUAGUAAAUUGUAUCUUAGAAAGUGUACAGUCUGUGUAUAGAUAUUCUAACCCUUAUGUAGCCUAUGUACUGUAUGUGCCACAGCGCCUCCUUCUUCAAUCAUUCCAUUAAUUCACCAAUAUCAAGUCGUUCUGCGAUCGUUUGUGUCAGUUCAGGUAUUGAUCUAAUGUUCAUGAAUGUGCUCCAGUUUUUUGGGAACAUCUACAUAAAAUCUUGGCCUCCUGAGAAUUCAUUUGACAUGCACACUCUAAGAAUAUGUGUUAAUAUGAGCUGAAAUUUAUCAUGAUAGCCAUUAACCUUUUAUAACUCCUGAACGGUGUUUAUUGUAAACCCAGUAACCAGACUGUUCUCUUCUGUUUGUGUUUGACUGCUCAGGCUAAACACUGCCCAGUGACUGUUCUCCUCCAAAAAUAUGUGGUCUUAUAUUCUUCACUGUUACAAAGUACAGCUACUGCUUCAUCAGUUUGUCUUUGGAGCCAUCUUCUUUCUGUGAACCUGGUCUAUAUUUGUAUUUCUUCAGCUAAAUUGUUUCAAAACACAGACCUGAAAUGAUACCCUGAUGCAGAUCUAUGAAAAUUGGGAUGGACACUUUAAGGCUUUGCACACACAGUUCCUCUGACAUUAAGAAAAGUGGAGCUAUUUAACAUGCUUGCACAAAUGUAAAAGAUAUUACACAAAAAAAAAAA
This is a messenger RNA of Sphaeramia orbicularis (orbiculate cardinalfish), 5478 nucleotides long. Its product is annotated as ataxin-1-like. NCBI's taxonomy places the organism in Eukaryota, Metazoa, Chordata, Actinopteri, Kurtiformes, Apogonidae. Gene Ontology annotation, molecular function: RNA binding; protein binding. The record is from RefSeq and is a predicted model, not a curated record. The transcript has 3 exons. Bases 595 to 3033 code for a protein of 812 amino acids. Gene Ontology annotation, biological process: negative regulation of transcription by RNA polymerase II; nervous system development. Gene Ontology annotation, cellular component: nucleus.